CGAUAAAAGAUCUUGAUACUUGUUUCGAACCUAAGACUGAUCCAGAGAUGUUUACAAUGGGACCAUCGAUUCGAGAUACUACAGAACCCAGGACAAGAUUUGAUUCUCUGCUUAAUAAACAAGAGGAAACUUUUAGUAAACUGCAAGAACUAGAAAAAUAUAUGUUUAAUAUUGGUAUUAUCAAUGAAAUAAAAUGCGAGUCACAUUAUUGGUAUGAAUUAUUUUGA
This is a messenger RNA of Paraglomus occultum, 227 nucleotides long. The record is from the annotation of a GenBank genome assembly. Lineage: Eukaryota; Fungi; Glomeromycota; Glomeromycetes; Paraglomerales; Paraglomeraceae.